CCUUUUGUUUGGCAGGCUGUUUUCUUCGUCGACGAUUGUUUGCAAUGAAAGGUCAUUUCAGACCACCUCUGGAGGUGGAGGUGGUAUUAUAUAAAAAGGGUCCUCCCGCGCGCCCGCAGGCCGCUGACAGAAGGGUCACCAUUUUUGAAGCAUUUGGGUAGCGGGCCUCUCGAAUGCGACCGGGAAAAUGCAGCAAAAUUUGGGAUUUAAGGUCGUUAGGUGCCCGUGUGAGUAUGCCCUCAUUCAUUCAUUGAUUGGUAGGUAUCAAUUGAUUGAUUGAUUGAUGGAUUGAUUGGUUGAUUGAUUGAUUGAUUGAUUGAUUGGUUGAUUGAUUGAUUGAUUGAUUGACAGGUAGGUAUCAAGUGAUUGAUUGAUCGAUUGAGUUUACGUGCUUGUUUGAUCGAGCGAGCGAUUGGUAGAUCGAUCGGUUUCAGUGAUUGAGGAGAUUCGUGCGUGAGUGUUGCUGUGUGUUGGAUAUUUGUUGUGAAAGGGGGGGGGAGGGAAGGAAAGGGGGGAGAAAAGAUGGAUAGACUGGGGGGCGGAGAGCUGGAACAGAAGGGAAAUGAGUUCUAUGCGAAGGCGAUUAAGAAGAUGAAAGGAUUCGGUUGGUUCAGCAACAAAUGGGAAGAAGCGGCCACUCUUCUCGAGAAGGCGGCAAAUAACUUCAAGCAAGCGAAAGCAUGGAAUAAAGCUGGCGAGGCAUAUGUGAAGCUUGCGGAAUGCCAUGACAGGCAGCAGGAUAGUAAACAUGAAUCUGCGUCUGCUCUGGUUGACGCUGCGACGGCGUACAAGAAGGUUAAUCCUGAAGCAUCAAUAAAUUGUCUACGGGAAGCUGUGAACAAAUUCAGAGAGAUUGGACGCCUCAACAUGGCAGCACGGCAUAUAAAGGACAUUGCAGAAAUUCAUGAGAAGAGUGAGGAUUUUGCAAGUGCUAUGGAGUUUUAUGAAAUGGCUGGAGACCUAUUUUCAGCAGAAGAGCAAAACAGCACAGCAAAUCAAUGCAAGCUCAAGGUGGCAUCAUUUGCGGCGCAGCUUGAAGACUACCCGAAAGCCAUUGAGAUCUUUGAAGCUGUUGCCAGGGAGUCUAUGGACAACAACCUAUUGAAGUAUAGUGUGAAGAAUUACUUGCUGCAGGCUGGUCUCUGCCGUCUAUGUCAGGCUGAUCCAGUGGCGAUCGACAACAGCUUAAAAAGAUUUGCGGAAAUUGACCCGACAUUCAGUGGAACUAGGGAGCACAAGUUCCUAGUGGAACUGGCUGCUGCCUGUGAAGCGGUUGAUGUGCCGAAGUUCACACAGAUUGUGCAGGAGUUUGAUAGCAUGAGCCGACUGGAUGCUUGGAAAACGACGUUGUUGCUGCGCACAAAGAAGGGUCUGGAAGAGAAGGAGAAGAAUGAAGAUGUGCUUCUGUGAUUGGUUUGGAAAGCAUCUGAGAUUUCACUGUCUACCAUUUCUAUUGUAGGGUGGUCCAUGUGGGAGCUUCACACUGGGGUCUAAUGAGUCAUUUGGUUUGGGCAACCCCCAAUUCUUUCAGACGGUUUCAGGUACGGGUAGAUGGGUGGGCCAGGGGGUGAAUGUAGAUGUCUCUUUAUCUCUGAUAUCCUGUACAGCAUUGCGUAGAAGAUUCACCGUCAGGUUUUUGAAUCACUAGAUGUGCUCCCGCUGUUCGUGACUCACCAGUCAAUUGAGCCUUUACUAACUAACCCGCUUGCUUCUUCUCGAAAGCCUGUCCUAAGAUUUGCUUUCUUGCCCAUCACCAGUUCGGCAUUUAUGCAAUCACCGCAUGAGGUGCACGCCAUGUUGCAAACACGUUUUGCAUGUUUGUGCAGUCGUGACGUGUAUGCUGUGUUGUUAUCAGGAAAGAACAUGUACUCGAGAAUAAACAGGUGGGUUGGUGAUGGGUGGAUGUGGGGGGAAAGAGAGAGAGAGAGAGAGAGAGAGAGAGAGAGAGAGAGAGAGAGAGAGAGAGAGAGAGAGAGAGAGAGAGAGAGAUCGAAUUCUUCUCCUCCUCUUCUCCUCCUCUUCUCCUCCCCUCCAUAUAUGCCUACUUGCAAUGGGUUCUCUAUAGUGUAUGACUGUGAAACCGGGUACCUGCAGAUGUGGGUUGGUGAUGGGAGUUCACUUCUGAGCAAUGGAUGCUCUAUAGAUGAAUGUGACAGCCGGUUCCUGACUUUACGUGAGGGGAGCUGGAAGAGAAUUUGGAGCCUUGGAAUUCAAUCAAUUCUGGAAGGAAAAGUGGAGCUAGAAUGUUUCCUAUCAGAAUAUUGGAUGAUGAAUAGAGGAUGGAAGGAGGGAAAAGAGGGUGCUCCUUACUGGCCAAACCCAUAACCCAACUCCUGCUCUUUGGAUCAGGAACAGGGGGAAUAUAUAUCAUGAAUUUUGGAAUCUUCUGGUGAAUCUCCUCUGUCUGUUCAGGUAAGGUGAGACUUGAUGAACGCACGACCAUUCAACGAAGUUUCAUUUGUGGUGAGUCCGCUGGAGCUGUACUGCUUUGUUGGCUGCUCAAUGAGCGAGGAGUCACAAGUUUGCUGUCUGUGAAGUCAGAAGAACACGUUGACUGUCUGGUCCGUGAAGUCGGUGAAGUCUUGGUUCGGUCGCAAUGAUGCACGAAAUGGAGCUGAGUUGAGAUCAUGCUCGCGGGCACGUCAUCUAGGUGUGUACUUUUCCUUGGCGUUUGUCUGGCUCCUGGGCGACCGAAAAGAAGUCCCCCGGGCCCCAGAUGAUGUACCAGAAACUUCCCAAGUGGGACACAAUUGUUGGUGCUGAAGUAGUCUCCUUCCCUCCCCAGGUGAGAGACCAGAAAUUUCCCGUCACAUGUGUGGCACAUUUGUUGGUGCUGUGUGUACGAAUGCUUGGACAUCGGAAGGUCUCAAGUGCUUGGUCACAGCGUUCGAUCAAAGCGCAGUUGAAUUGAACUCCAAUUUAAUCUCUUGUAUCCUCUCCAUUGUUUACCUCUCUCCAUAUUGAAGUCGGCAGCUUAUAGAUGGGGAUUUCUGGAGAUAGGCCAGCAGGACGUGGACACUGCUUAUUCCUUAAUGGUCUGAUGUGUUACUCCCUCCCAUAUGAGGACAGGAGGUUCCGAUAGACCUUCAGUGAACGCGGUGGUCUAGAGUUCAUAGUUGCGAGCCAUAGCCUGGUUAUUAUAUGGCUUUGUGUGCCAGCGACCCCGAAGAACUGAGGUGCUGAGUUUCGUUAACGGUUCCAUGUGCUACUCUUCGUAUAACCGCCAUGGAUCAGUCUAGAUGCGUCCCCACAAGGUCCUUUGCAUAGAUUAGCAUACAACAACCCGUUCCCUACCGCUGCAAGUCUGUUCAGCUGGUUGUUGUUUGUGUAAAUCCCUACCGCUCUGCAAGUCGGUUCAGCUGGUUGUUGUUUGUGUAAAUCCUCAAUGUCGGCAAGCUAUUUGCCAGCUUCUGCCUCAGCUGGCCAAACAUUGGAAAUGAGCUAUAUUUCUCCCGUCUUUGCUGGCCCUAUCUAUAGCUGGCUUUUGCCUUUAGUUGCCUUUUUUGUAUUUGUGGAAUGCUGCUAUAUAAAACUGCCCCCACUUUUUUAGAUGCUAAGAGAGUGGGUGUUGAAAAUUGGGUUGCCUGUGAGCUAAUCAAUGCGGGAAAUGGCCUGUUGUUCGCAGUUGGCAGAUGUUUGGGCCAUCGUGGGAAGAGGCCUCUGUGUGGGCACAAUUGGGGAAUGGAAUGUGGAAUGUAGCCUGAAUCUUAUAUAAUAUACAGGGUACUCAGAUGUACUCCAGCUUCAACUCCUUGGCCACGGUGACUUUGUGGCGAUUCAAUUGAACCCGUCGAACCAGCUCUGGCGAUUCGAUUGAACCCGGUGCACCAGCUCUGGCGAUUCAGUUGAAGCGGUUGAGCCAGCUCUGCAUGGCGAGGUUCGGGAUUUUUGGGAAUGGGGAACAUUUCCCAGUUUGUGGCGUUGGGGCAUGCUCCAAAGAAAGGAAGCCAGAACACAGAGGGAGCUAUGAAUUCACUGUGGAAAAGGAGGGACAGGACAGAGUAUUCCUCCCUCCAUGAAUUGAAUUUCUUUGUCAUUUGGAUGCAGAGAGACUGAGUAGAAAAAGAAAAGCUACAUCAGAAUAGAGAGUGGUUUGAAG
Molecule: messenger RNA, 4099 nt
Organism: Chara braunii
Lineage: Eukaryota; Viridiplantae; Streptophyta; Charophyceae; Charales; Characeae
Source: the annotation of a GenBank genome assembly